Glycine soja is the source of this 2041-nucleotide messenger RNA. RefSeq names its product transcription initiation factor TFIID subunit 12-like. The record is from RefSeq and is a predicted model, not a curated record. Gene Ontology annotation, molecular function: protein heterodimerization activity; TBP-class protein binding; DNA binding. Gene Ontology annotation, biological process: RNA polymerase II preinitiation complex assembly; DNA-templated transcription initiation. Bases 147 to 1676 code for a protein of 509 amino acids. Gene Ontology annotation, cellular component: SLIK (SAGA-like) complex; transcription factor TFIID complex; SAGA complex. Lineage: Eukaryota; Viridiplantae; Streptophyta; Magnoliopsida; Fabales; Fabaceae. The transcript has 9 exons.
AAAUCAAACGCUUUCCCAACCAACGAAUUACCGAAUUUCCUGUAAAAAUUUCAAGCCUUAUCUCAUAGCAUAAGCAGAGCCCCAAGUUACACCCACGUUCAGUGAGUGACAUUCCUCCGUUUCAAAGUUUUCCAACCGCAUUCCCAAUGGAUCCUCAAGCUCCGGCGACGGGCACCACCGUUCGGAGCGCCGCGGAACCAUCUCAACCUCAGCCACCAAAACCAUCCCCUCCUCUCCCUCUCCCUCCACCUUCCACAUCAUCAACCCCUCCACACCCUCCCCCAAUCGCUAACCCUAACCCUAACCCUAGCCCAGGCCCAGGCCCAGGCCCGGGCCCAAUUCAAGCCCCGAGCCCCAAACCCCCCACUCCCACUCCCACGCCUCCCCAACCCCGCCCUCCCCAGCCCUUCAACCGCGCUUUACCACCUCCGUCGCAGCCUCAGUUCCCGCACUUCUCCUCCCCCUCUCCGCCGUCCUCAGCUCCCAGCGCCGCCCCGCCUCCGCGGGGUGGUAUGGCGAUCGGUGUGCCCGCGCACCACCAGAGCCCCUCCCCUCCGUUUUCGUCCUCCUUCGGUCAACAUUUUGGAGGGCUGGGCCGCACCGCAGUCAACGUCGCUGAAUCUACAUCCAAUUCAAGCACUUCUCAAGUGAGAACGCCGGUGCAAGGAAUGGGGAUGUUAGGGUCUCAAAUGAGGCCAAGUGGAAUCGGUUCACAUCAACAGAGGUCUGUGCAAUCGUCACUUAGACCUCCAACCUCUGCCCCGAAUAAUCAACCCGCUGGUUCACAAAGCUUCCAAGGGCAUGGACUUAUGAGACCCUCAUCAGUGGGAUCAACGGCUACUCCAUCUCCGAGUUCAUCACAAAGCAUGCAGUCACUUAAUCAGCCAUGGUUGUCAUCUGGGUCACAAGGGAAGCCUCCUUUGCCAUCCGCAGCUUAUAGGCAGCAAUUGAACCCACAAUCCAUGCAGCAAAGGUCACAUAUUCCUCCGAUGCAGCAAUCCACACCAACAUCCUCGCAGCAGCAGCAACAACAACCUUUGCUGUCUAAUCAAUCACAGGAGCAUUUCGGGCAACAAGUUCCGCCAUCCAGGGCUCCUCUACACGUGCCUCAUCAGCCACAGGUUACGAGGUUACAGGGGCCAGGAAAUCAGAAACCUUCAUCUCUUGUGGCGGCACAAUCUAGUGCAGCGCAGCCAGGGACUCAAAGUAGAUUAACAAACUCAGAUACCGAUGAAUCUUCUAAUAGUAUUCUCAGCAAAAGAAGUAUCCAUGAGCUAGUCAAUCAGGUUGAUCCACUGGAGAAGUUGGAGCCUGAAGUUGCAGACAUUCUUGUAGAUAUUGCAGAAAAUUUUCUAGAGUCUAUAACCAGGUCUGGUUGUUCACUAGCCAAGCAUCGGAAAUCAACAACUUUAGAAUCAAAGGACAUACUGCUCCAUCUUGAGAAAAAUUGGAAUAUGACUCUUCCUGGGUUUGGUGGUGAUGAGAUUAAAAGCUACAGAAGACCGAUUACAAGUGAUAUUCACAAGGAGCGUCUAGCAGUUAUAAAGAAAUCAAUGGCUGCAACUGAGGCAGCACAUGGGAAGGGCUCUGCUGGCCAGGCAUCUGGUAGUGCAAAGGGUAAUCAAGGGAAGACACCUUUGAAUAUCAUUGGCUCGCCAAACCUAAAAAAUUCAUAGGAUGCAUGCCGUGUUUAUGGUUUACACGGCAAUGGAGGAACCACUUUGGUGGAGGGAGAUCAUCGGUCUUUUUGGGCUGUUUUCCGAGCAUUCCAUGUACUGGAGAAAGAGUCUGAAUUUAGAAGCGUUGCCGAAAACAAGAUGAGGGGAAUCAAGAUUGAUAUGAAUCGUCUUGCAACUGAAAACCGUAAAUAAAGAAAGAAAAAUGAUUUGGCUUCAUCAAAUGUUUUUGUACUGACAAUAUUAAGAAAGUCAUUGGUUGGGUAGGCUGGGUCAUUUAUUGUUAUGAUCGACUUUCUAAUUUAGAUGCAAAUAGAAUUCUGAAAUAUAUAUGCAAUUACUUUUCCUGAAAUACUUUACAAAAA